Owenia fusiformis is the source of this 4986-nucleotide messenger RNA. The record is from the annotation of a GenBank genome assembly. Lineage: Eukaryota; Metazoa; Annelida; Polychaeta; Sabellida; Oweniidae.
UCAUGAAAAAUGUUAGCCUCGCUUUGGAUUUAUUGACAGAAAUUGUAAAAAUUCUCGGAAAUCAAUAAACAGCAAUAUACACCACUAAACACACGACCGAUUGCUUAUAUAUGCGUCUGGGAGAUGGCGCUAAUGUCAACUGAUUAAUUGAAACUGGAAGUAUCAUCUAAUUUAUUCAUACACAUUUCUGAUUGGUUCAUCGAUCUAACACCACCUAUAAAACGACAUGAGUUCUGGGAUUCAGGUAGAACCACCAAAUCAAUUGAAUAAUCAAGACGACUCAAAUACAAUGAGUGCUCGCAAUCGACCAAGCAGCGCAAAUUCGCGCACCGCAUGGAGCAGUGGCAUAGAAAAUCCCGCUGGCCCAAGCAGUCGACCAGAAUCUCGUCAAAGUAACCUUGGAGGGAGCUAUGGAGGAGAUGGAUUCCGUCAAGAGGCUGAUCUGAAUGCAGCCAUGGAGAGUGAGUUGUAUGCUGUUGAGGGACCUAUUGAAACCCGUCCCAUCAAGAAUGAGGAGACAGGAUGCAUGUCCCGUUUCUCAAACGGGGUUAGGUCACUGUGGGCCACGCGUGAUACGGAAGAUACGAAAGGAGAUCGCGAGAAGCAUGUCAAGACGACACUUAGAGAGCUUGUUGUCUACUUUGUAUUCCUGAUCAUUCUGUGUGUUUUGACCUUCGGAAUGACAAGUACGACGAUGUAUUACUACACCAAGGUAAUGAGCGAACUAUUUCUGGACGCCCAAUUCCCGGACACCAAGAACACUUUCCGUGGCAUGACAACUAUGAUGGACUUCUGGAGAUUCGUUGAGACACCUCUGAUGGAUGGACUGUAUUGGGAGACAUGGUAUAAUGACCGCAACGUCACAGACUCUGAGCUUGGAUAUAUUUUCUAUGAGAAUAAACUCCUCGGAAUUCCCCGUCUCAGACAACUCAAGGUUCUGAACAAUUCCUGCGUUGUACAUGACGACUUCAAGAAAGAUAUCACUCAGUGCUAUGACAACUAUGCUGAGAGUAUUGAAGAUAAGAACCCAUUCGGCAAGAUGAAUGGCUCUGCUUGGACCUAUAAUACUGAAGCGGAACUAGAUGGUUCAAGUCAUGCUGGUCUCAUAGAGACCUAUGGAGGUGGUGGUUACAUUGCGAACUUGGCACGAAAGAAAGCAGAAUCUCUGGAAAUUCUGAAGGAACUGAGGGAGAACCUUUGGUUGGAUCGUGGUACCAGAGCUGUGUUCAUAGACUUCACUGUCUAUAAUGCCAACAUUAACCUGUUCUGCGUUGUUCGCCUCGUCGUUGAAUUCCCUCCCACAGGAGGUGCCAUCCCACAAUCCAGUUUCCGAACAGUCAAAUUGAUCCGAUAUGUCUCUGUCUCAGAUUUCUUUGUGUUGGCCUGUGAAUGCAUCUUUGCUCUGUUCAUUCUGUACUACAGCGUUGAGGAAAUUAUUGAGAUCAAGCGUCACAGACUGGCUUACUUCAAGAAGGUCUGGAACAUCCUCGACAUCCUUGUCAUCCUCAUCUCCAUUGUGUGCAUCGCUUUCAACGUCUACAGGACCAUUGCUGUUGGAGAUAUGCUCUCAACCCUUCUUGACACACCUGAUAAGUUCCCUGACUUCGAGUUCUUGAGUUACUGGCAAGUGCAGUUCAACAGCGCUGUUGCCAUCGCUGUUUUCUUGGCCUGGAUCAAGGUGUUCAAAUACAUCAGCUUCAACAAGACAAUGACCCAGCUCUCCUCCACCUUGGCUCGAUGCAGCAAGGACUUGGCUGGAUUCGCCAUCAUGUUCUUCAUCAUCUUCUUGGCUUUCGCUCAGCUUGGUUACCUUAUCUUCGGUACUCAGGUCCGUGAUUUCAGCACCUUCGGAAAUGCCAUCUUCACUUUGUUCCGUAUCAUCCUUGGUGACUUCAACUUCCAUGAGCUGGAAAAUGCCCACCGUGUCCUUGGACCCACCUACUUCAUCUUGUAUGUGUUCUUCGUGUUCUUUGUUCUCUUGAACAUGUUCUUGGCCAUCAUUAAUGACACCUACUCUGAAGUGAAAGCUGACAUCGCCAACCAGAAGAACGAGUUUGAAAUGGGUGACUAUUUCAAGAGAGGCUAUGACAAAAUGAUGGACAAACUCAACUUCAAGCGUGACAAGAUCAUUGACAUCCAGAAAGCCCUCGUCACAGCUGACAUCAACAAUGACAAACAAUUGGACUUUGAUGAAUGGCGUCAGGAUCUCAAGACUCGUGGUUAUGCCGAAGCUGAAAUCGAGGCUGUGUUUGCCAAAUAUGAUCUGGAUGGAGACAGAAUUCUCGAUGAAGGGGAGCAGAGGAAAAUGCAGGCAGAUCUGGAAGGACAAAAGGAGCAACUGAACAAGGAAUUUGAAGAACUGGAAGAAAAAGCACAAAACAAACGCCAAGAUGUCACACGGGGCAGUCGCGUCAGCUUUGGCGAGGACAGCGGUGAAGAUUCAGAUGAUGAAGAAAGUGGCACUAAAUCAUCCCGUAGUGGACGUGCAGUCAACGGUGUAUCAUACGAAGAAUUCACAGUCCUGUCCAGGCGGGUAGACAGAAUGGAACACAGUAUAGGCAGCAUAGUCUCAAAAAUAGACGCUGUCUUAGUCAAGUUAGAAGCAAUGGAAAAAGCAAAAUUAAAAAGAAGAGAAACAAUGGGAAAAAUAUUAGAUAGUAUAACAGAGUCGGAUGGACACACGGAUGAAGCAAAAAGAGACCAAAUGGAAAAAUUAGUUCGAGAAGAACUUGAAAGAUGGGAUAGUGAGCCAUCUAUAGGUGGGAGUCCCCGGGGGACGUCACCCACAGGCAGUAAUGGCCAGGGUGGCGGCGCUAGGACCAGAAGCUCCAGACCAAGUUCUGGCAAUCAGAAUGUUUAAGACUGGACAUACUGGAGAGAAUGAACAUCAGUAACAUAUAACUGCAGAUAUAAUAGCCAAUCGCAGGAAAAGACACUAUAAAACAGUCUACUCACGUAUAUUACAAAGACUGCAGAAAAAACUAUAAAAACAUGAAGAAUAUUUAUUAAAAUUACAUGUUAUUGAUAUUUGAUACAGUGAUAUGUAGCUGUAUCAUAUGUUAUUAUUAUUAUAUCAAACCCCUUUCAUCUAUCAUUUUGUUAUAUAUUUCCCCUUACAUUAAUGUAUAUUUUUUGUAUAGAAGUUUAUUUUAUUACUAUCAACGGACGUGUGAUGAGUUCGGGGCUGGGUAAAUCAAAAUCUAGAUAUCAAAACAAAUAAACUUGACAAACUACUUGAAAUCAAAUCAUAUCUUGUUUUAAAUUGGUGGUUCAAUUAAAAUAGGACAAUGAUUGUAAACAAUAUACUGAAGAGCUCAUAAAUGAUAUGAUAUAUUGAUAUAGGUUUUUGAUUUACCCAGUCCCGUUUAACAAGGUAUAAAAGUAUUUGGAUCCAUGGGUAUACAUGCACAGUUGCAUUAUAUUAUGAGCUUGUUAGGUUGUUGCGUUCAUCGCCUCAUUUAUAUUAUACAUUAUAUAUGCAUUUUAUAUUUCUGAGAAAUAGUCAUACACCCUACCAUUUUCGGUCUCAUCUGGAAAUUUAAUAAGAGAAAUAGACUAUGUAGUCUUGUACAUACUUUAUGUAUUGGCAUUUAUCCUCCUGUAACUACUAACAUAACAAAUAAUCCAUAAGAAAAAUACUAACAGCAUAAUUUUGCUUAAAAUAUAAAAGGAUGACUUUCCGGUGCUAAGAGUCUUGAGAUAUUAGAUUUCCAGUUGCAUAAUAACAAAAAGGAUGAACUUUCCAGUGUCUCAAAACUUUACUUGAUUUGAAUGUUUUGAAGAUUGAUGAUUGAACACAUGAGACUGGUGCUUUGUGUUGGUUGGAUGUAACCCCAUGGGAUUUUUUGCUGAUAUGUUUCAGAUUUUACAAAUGUAUGAAUUAUUUAAAAUAUUUUCAAGUACUGUAUUAUUUUAGUUAUAUAUUUAAUGUGUAAUAUUUGAAUUUUGAAAUCUUGAUCAUUGAACGAAAUUUCUUUCUAUUUAGUCAAGAUAUGAGAAAUAUUCCAUGGGGUAACUUCGAGAAGCUCAUAAUUUUUGACACAUUGUGACAUUUUAAGUUUUAUGAGAUUUUACUCUUUUUCGCUCUGAAUUUUAUUUUGUUGCAUUUUAUUUUAGUCCCUAUAUACUUGGUGAUCUAUGGAUUAAAGAUCUGAUUUACUUCCUCAACUAAAGAUCUGAUUGUUAUUAACCCUUGUUAUCCCAAAGAUCUGAUUGUUAACCCUUGUUAUCCUGGACUAUAAAACAUGGAACUUUUUACUUACUGCUGAUAUAGUGUAUUUCAUAUACAAGUUCUCUAAAAGUUUUUUCAAAAACUUCAGUAUUGAAUAAUUGAAUUACAUUGGCUAUUAUCCAUCUUAGCUUUCAUGGGGAAUAAGUAUAUGAAACAUUCUGUAAAAUUUCUUUGUGAAUUUUUGAAGUAACUUGCCAUAAAUGUAUUUAUAAAUGUGUGAGACUUUAGAAGUUGAAGUUUUCUUUCCCCAAAAUAUUUCACAGUGGUCACUUUUCUUCAAUUUUUCUACAAAAUCCUCAAAAUGUUUAAUCCAAUGCUGCCAAUAUUCACCUUGUAUUUUAACCUGAGUUACUAUUUGUUGAGGAUACCAUCAUCUCAUUCGAUUAUUUUCUAAUUGUUAAUUUUCACAUGAAACGUGACUGUUGUGAAUAUUUUGCGUUGGUUUCCCUCAAAUCCCGACAGUGAACACUGCUGAUCUUUUGAUGUGUCUUAUAGAUAAUGGGAAAUAAUCUCAUAUUUUUCAUGGAUUUCAUAUGAAAAGUCAGAUCUGUGUCUCUGUCUGAAGUAAAUGAGCUAGUGUCCUUGAUAGACCAUAUGAAAGCAUGAUAAGUAUUAGGUUCAAUAGGUGCGUUCUUAGGUCCUUUUUGAUGCAUACACACCUUUGUAACAGUUUAUGGGGCACAGCAGGAUGACUAAAUGCCAGAACAUUGGUAUAUGCUUUGAAAGAGGCAUUCUAUUGUCAUAUUGUUGCAAAU